AAACGACCCAAGCUUUGCUUUUUAUCGCCCUUGCGACGUGGGCAAACUUUGACCUUUUCUCUUGAGAACGUGGUGCCCGAAGACCAUGUGAUUGUAUCCAGUUUCUCUUCCACAUGGUCCGUGAACACCACGGCCAAAGAAGCCGCCAUGAUGGAACGUUACUUUGUUCGGCCUAGCGCAGGUCGGAUGGUGGCCGAUCAUCACACCGAUAUCAUGUUAUUUCUCAAUCAGGUUCCACCGCUGAAUCCGGGCGAAGUUCUCAAAGACAAAAUUAUUGUACGUUGGGCCGUCAUUCAGCGGAACACCCAGGUCGAUCGAUGGGUACAGAAUUUGUCGGAAUCCACAAGGAGGAAAUGGCUGGAAAUGGUGGCAGAGCGAUGGCCGGAUCAAGUCGUCUUACGGGAAACCAAGAUCAAAAUACGAUUCGUCUAA
Messenger RNA from Radiomyces spectabilis, 432 nucleotides. RefSeq lists its product as uncharacterized. The transcript is spliced from 2 exons. NCBI's taxonomy places the organism in Eukaryota, Fungi, Mucoromycota, Mucoromycetes, Mucorales, Radiomycetaceae. The annotation marks the transcript as partial. The record is from RefSeq and is a predicted model, not a curated record.